AGUAACGUGUUGGUACUAAAAUGUCUUCGAAUGAAAACGGUUGUGUUACUGACAAAAAAGAAUCCAUUCCAACGGAAUCACGACCGUUUGGUUUGGAUGAUAUUUUGGUAAAAAUUGGAGAGUUUGGAAAGUUUCAAUUUCGAUUUGUUGUGGUUAUAAUAUUUUUAAUUGCAUUUCAUACCAUUGUAAAAUAUGGAUUUAUUUUUACUGCAAGUACAGUAGUUUAUAGGUGUCGGGUACCAGAAUGUGACGGAACAGAAAAUUUCUACCAACAACCAUGGACUGACUUUACAAUACCAAAAACUGCUAGUGGUCAGCUCGAGAAGUGUCAAAGAUUCAAGACAUUCAAUUCAACCAAUACCAGUUCAGAGAAUGUCUGUUAUGCAACAAACUAUGAUCAAGAAUCAAGAACAGGUUGUGGCACUGAUUUUAUAUUCCGUGAUAAGGAAGUCACCAUUGCACAUGACUUUAAAGUAUUUUGUUCGGACGAAUGGAAACUUGCGAUCGUUGGCUCGACCAAUAAUUUGGGACAAGUUAUUGGAAUACCUUUGGGCGGAUAUAUUUCGGACAGGUAUGGUCGUAGUAAAGUCUUGGCAUGUGCUGCUCUCGCCAGUGCCAUCAUCGGAGUCGUCCGAUCUUUCUCAAUAAAUUUGUAUAUGUUCGCUUUUCUCGGAUGUUUGGACAACGUAUUCGGAUCAACUAUCUACGGAACGGCAUUCGUUCUGGCCAUGGAAUUUAUCGGUCCGAAUGUCCGAUCAUAUACUGGUACCUUGUUACCUAUGUUUGGAGGAAUAUCACGCUUUCUCCUAGGCCUGGCUGCUAAAAACUUCCUCAAUUGGCGUUUGAUUGAGAGGAUUUUGUACAUUCCAGCCUUAGGAUUUAUAGCACUGCCUUGGAUACUUCCCGAAAGCGUUCGAUGGCUGUUGUCCCAUGAGAAAGAAGAGGAAGCUACGAAAAUUCUUCGAAGAGCUGCGAAGAUCAACAAACGCAAACUUUCCGAUGCCAGUAUUGAAAAAUUACUUCAAGCCAAUAGGAAAACCAUAUCAGGUGUCGAAACGAAUAAGUCUCAACUUGUCGAAGCAUUCAAAGUAUUUCCCUGGCGAAUAAUGAACUGUUCGUUUUGUUGGUUCUCAACUAUUUUCAUUUUUAUGGGAUUGAGCUUGAAUUUGUCACUGCUUGGCCGAAACCGAUACAACAGUUUUAUGUACUUGGGUUUGAUUGAAAUCCCAGGAACUUUGUUGCCACCGAUGACGAUAAAUCGUUUCGGAAGAAAGUAUUCGUUAUGUGGAUUUAUGUUUUUGACAGGAAUUUUUAUUACUGCAAUGACGUUUGUUCCUUCUGAUUCUGGUACAACACGAUUGGUGUUGUAUCUUCUUGGGAAGAUGUUCAUCACUGGAGUAUUUCAAAUAAUUUACAUUUUCACAUCGGAAGUAUUUCCAACUAGCGCUCGAAAUUCUUUAUUAGCGUUUUGUUCGAUGUUUGGACGAUUUGGAUCGAUGAUAGCUCCACAAACUCCACUAAUGGCAAAAUAUUAUGCAUCAGCACCGGGAAUUCUUUUUGCAAGCAGUGCUUUUCUGUCGGGUUCGUUGGUCCUAUUCCUUCCCGAAACAAACAACGUUGUGUUGCCAACAACGCUUAAGGAUGCUGAAAAUAUUGGACAAAAAGAGAUCAAAAUUCAACCUGAUACAGAAACAGAAGCACAAGAAACGCUAUUGACGUCAAAAGCUGAGAAAUAGUUAACAACGAUAAAAAAAAUGUAUUAGUGGAAAAAUACAAAUUUUAAAUAUUUAAGUAAGCAAGCUUAAAAGUAGUAAGAUUUGUCAUCGCUCAUCUCAAAAAAAGUGAUUUGAUAUAUUAGUCUUUCUACUGAAACAUUAUCUUAUGUAUUUAUAUGUAUUUACUAUUUAUAUAAGAAACAUUCCAAAUUAAAUUACAGAAAAGAUAAAAGAUAAGUGAAAAUAUACAAAAAUAACUGACUAACAACCUUAAGGUGUUUCUACACUUAAACUUUGUUCAUAAAAUAGUGAGUAAAUGAUUGUGAGUUAAUAAAUAAAUUAGUAAAUAACGUGUUGCAAUAAAAUAAAUAAAUAGGAAAAAUUUACAAUUAAAUUAUUUUCGUAACGUAAAUAAAUUGUUUUGAAUUUACAGUA
This is a messenger RNA of Eupeodes corollae, 2150 nucleotides long. RefSeq names its product solute carrier family 22 member 3-like. Gene Ontology annotation, cellular component: membrane. Bases 21 to 1736 code for a protein of 571 amino acids. The transcript is spliced from 6 exons. NCBI's taxonomy places the organism in Eukaryota, Metazoa, Arthropoda, Insecta, Diptera, Syrphidae. The record is from RefSeq and is a predicted model, not a curated record. Gene Ontology annotation, biological process: transmembrane transport. Gene Ontology annotation, molecular function: transmembrane transporter activity.